Molecule: messenger RNA, 1162 nt
Organism: Microcebus murinus (gray mouse lemur)
Lineage: Eukaryota; Metazoa; Chordata; Mammalia; Primates; Cheirogaleidae
Gene: MLANA
Product: melan-A
Cellular component (GO): endoplasmic reticulum membrane; melanosome; trans-Golgi network
Source: RefSeq, a predicted model, not a curated record
GAUUAAGAGCCAGAGAGGCAAUCUUCACACACACAGCCAGCCAGCAGACGGGGAUUAUCUCAUUCAGGGAGGUGUCGGCGUGCACCCUGACCCUACAAGAUGCCGAGAGAAAACACUCACUUCAUCUACGGCUACUCCAAGAAGGGGCGCCGCCACUCGUACAUCACCGCCGAAGAGGCCGCGGGGAUUGGCAUCCUGACAGUGAUCCUGGCAAUUUUGCUGCUCGUCGGCUGCUGGUAUUGCAGGAGACGAAGUGGAUACAGAACCUUGACGGAUAAAAGCCUUCAUGUCGGUAAACAAAGCGCCUUAACAAGAAGAUGCCCACGUGAAGGGCUUGGUCAUCAGGACAGCAAACUGUCUUUUCAAGAGAAAAAUUGUGAACUUGCGGUUCCCAACGCUCCACCUGUCUAUGAGAAACUCUCUGCAGAACAGUCCCCACCACCUUACUCACCGUAAGAGCCAGCAAGACACCUGAGAAAUGCUGAAACGACAUCCUUCACGCUUUUGCUUGAACUUAAUAUCUAGUGUUCUGCUUCGGAUGCUGUAGGAACAAUGUAUACCAUCUCUAAUAACAAGCCAAUGUUAAAUUCUUAGUAGGGCAACUAGCAGUACUAAUUAAGUGAGGAAAUGAUGAGAAAUAUUAAAAUGGGAAAACCUUUGUCAAUAAAUGUAAUGCAUGAUACUGUCUGUGCCAGUGGUGAUGCUAAUAAACCUAUGUUGUUAUUUUCUGAGGGACAGAAUUCAAGUGGGUCUUCGAGGACCAUCCAAUUUCUUUUUACUGGAAAUCUGGCCAAUAACGAACCAACUAUUCAGAUCUUUGAAGAUGCAACCUCUUGACUAACACGAACUGUUUACAGGAUUGUUGCAGCUGAGUUUGUGCUAUGGAGAGCUCACGAAGGAAGCUUGACAGGUUUAAGACAGAGCUUGUUGACCUAUUUAUCUGAUCAAGAAAAUGUCAGCAAUAUCUUUUUGUGUUCUAAGAUUUCAGGACACUACGAUAACAUACCAUAAAGUUCCUGCAUCUUAAGUAAGAAAUACUAUGCAGUCUAAUUAUAUUUCACUGCAAGGCUCAAUGCAAUCCUAAUUAAUGACAAAAAUUUUCUAGGCCAGGCAAGGUGGCUUACUCCUAUAAUCCUAGCGCUCUGGGAGGCUGAGGCAGGAG